UUUACUUUGGCAACAGCAGAGGACAAUGUUGUGAAGUGGAUCCUAGAGGAUGAAUGUGAGUUUUUUCAUUGCAAUUUACGCCCUUGUGGUGAGAUCUGUACUUGGGAAAUACGUUGAAGGACAUCUAAAAACGUUGGAUGACUGGGCCUUUGUGGCCAGAUUCUGCUUCUUGUCAGGCAGAGGAAGAUAUGAGUAUCAGAUAGAGUUUGAGCGGAAGUACGGGGAACCUAGUCUUUUGCUGUACUAUGAUGAGAAGACACAAUGGCCGGCAGUUUACAAAACGGACAAGACUUGUGAACAAAAGCUCUCAGUACUGAGUGCUGCAGAUAAUCAAAUUGUUACUCUUUCGGCAAAAAAUCCAUACAAUUAUCUAUCAGGAUGUUCAUUGAGAUCUUCUUUGGAGGUUGACGAGGAUGCAAGACCACCCACUAAAUCACAAAAUCCUUCAGAAGAUCAGAAUCCCAAAACGGAUGAUUUGGAACCUGGGUACUUUGACCAGUUUCUGAAGACAACUUCUUCAGGAUUCUCAGCAACAGGAUCCUCAACAACCGAAGACUCUCUUGAAGAAAACACCACCAGAACUUUCUUUACGGAAGUUUCCCUGGAUCCUACCAGUACUGUGAUUACAUAUCUCUCAGACACCAGACUUGGUAAUAGUUUGGAGAAUGGAACAGCGUAUCAGGUAGAUGUUGAACAGCUCUUUGAAGGCAUCACUGAAUCCUCAGUAGCACAGGACGAAAGAAUCAGGCGCUCUCUGGCUUUCCCGCUGUUCAAGAAAGACAAUAGGGGAAGGAUUAUCGUAAGCUGUAGAAACGCAGGAGGAUUUACUAGCGUCCGGGAGCGAUGGUGGUACAUUGCUAUCUCAAAUUGUGGAUCCAGUAAGGGAUUAGAUGUCAAAUACAAAUUCAGGAUGACGAAUGGGCCACCAGGAGACUUCUGGCAUGAGCACUUCUCAGCGGACGAAAUGUAUAUUCCGCCUAUUCUCUUGACUGAAUGCCUAGCCUAUACUUUUCUUCUCCUGGGAAUGUUUUUAUGCGCCAUCGAACUUAAGACUAGGCAUCUGUUUCACUGCACCUAUCGCCUCUUCACAUUCAGUGCCUUUGUUCAGUGGGCUGGAAUCCUGGUGCAAGGAGUCGCCUGGGCCAAAUAUGCUGUCUCGGGUUUGGGUCCUAGCACAACUCUGGGUGGACUGCUAAUGGGAGCCAGUGAAGUAUCAUUCUUAGCUCUGAUGCUUUUGAUGGCUAAAGGAUACACAAUUACCAGGGCUCGACUUUCAACUGCCACCACAGUUAAACUCACGGUUUUUAUCAAUAUCUACAUUGUAGCUUAUAUCUCUUUGUAUAUCCUCCAAGCUGAGACUUUUGAUCCUGGUGAAGUGCUAAAUAUCUAUGAGUCCCCAGCUGGUUUUGGGCUCAUUGGUUUGAGGUGUGGAGCCUGGGGAGCCUUUCUGAUGGGAGUAGCUGCAACAUUGAGGAAGUAUCCAGAAAAGAGUCCUUUCUACUAUCCUUUUGGGCUCUUGGGAUCAGUAUGGAUUCUAGCAGGACCUGCACUGACUCUAGUCGGAAUCGGAGUACUGGAUGCUUGGGUCAGAGAAAGUGUAAUGUGUGCCAUUUCAGGAACAGUUGCUUUUGGAGGACAUGCAGCUUUUCUCUGGCUUACAUGGCCUUCCCGCGCAAACCGAAGUUUUCCCUAUCAUGUUCGCACGAAUCACGUGGGUGUGGCAAAUACGGACGAUGGGGUUGACUACCCACGGCAUCCCUAUGAACCCUCAGGGAUGCAACAUGAACAGAAUAUAAUUAUUCCUCUGUCCAGGAGGACCGAAGAGCUUAUCAAUGGAGUUUAUAGUCAGUACAUUAUCGAGAGGGAACUGUACGGUUCAAAUUCAAAUCCCAUCAGUCACAUAUCCUUUCCCCAGGCCAAUGCUCCCCCUCUACCAGAUUCCAGCUUGCCUGUAACAAGUCCUAAUCCUGCCCAGAGGCGUUUAGCAUCUUUUAGGCGUAGAGAUACUCCAAAAACCGAUUCAGCAGAAAAUGAUGUUCAGGUUGACUCAGGACAUCCUAGUCUCGAGAACACUUCUUCCCCAAAUACAACAGGACCGUCUUCUGGACAUGACACUCCUGUAAGAGAAAGGACAUCUGGACAACUCAAGAGCAAUCCUUUCUUAGUCAAUGGGCAACAGAGGCAGCCGAAUAAAGUGAUCCUUGAACCAAUUGAACAACCACUGAGAGGAUAUAUUCAGGAUACAUUUCAGACUACAUCAGUUAGUUCUGUGGUACCAAAGCAUCUUUUCGCAGCGAAAAACACUACAAAUGAGUGAAAAGCACAAAUUGUAACAUGUUCUAAUGCUAAUGUACUAAUGGGAUAAUCAGGGAUGUGUUGUAAA
This is a messenger RNA of Phlebotomus papatasi, 2383 nucleotides long. RefSeq names its product transmembrane protein 145-like. The record is from RefSeq and is a predicted model, not a curated record. Gene Ontology annotation, biological process: response to pheromone; G protein-coupled receptor signaling pathway. NCBI's taxonomy places the organism in Eukaryota, Metazoa, Arthropoda, Insecta, Diptera, Psychodidae. Bases 50 to 2317 code for a protein of 755 amino acids. The transcript is spliced from 3 exons.